This is a messenger RNA of Pelecanus crispus (Dalmatian pelican), 12095 nucleotides long. Lineage: Eukaryota; Metazoa; Chordata; Aves; Pelecaniformes; Pelecanidae. The record is from RefSeq and is a predicted model, not a curated record.
CUGCAAACACUAGCUGUGGGCUGCCACUGAAAAUGUUAAGGAAGACUCCGAUAUACACAUGUGGAACGUACUUGGUGAUGCUGGUCCCACCGCCAGGUGGAUCAGGCAGUUCUGCGACACGCUCACUCUUUGGAGGAACAAGCGCUUUGUCAUCUUUAAAAAUUCUUGCUUCAAGCUUGGUGUUCAAUAUUUCGGAUGGGCAGUUCACAAGCCGAGCAGAUCUCAUUGAUGCUGCAGGAAGUUCACUUGGACGUGGUGCUCUAGUUCCAGGACUUGGUGCCUGUUAUGAUACUAUGAAUAACAUGAUAUGGACAUGCUCUAAUGAUUAUAUUGAUCAGUGGUGCAAUCCCGGGAAUCAGGCAUUCCAUUGUGUCUGUCAGAGACUGGGCGUGAGUCAUGUCAUUACAGAGCCCAAAGGGGAUGCAACAACCACAAAUGAGGUUAUUAACCAGUUACUGCACCAUGUUGGUGCCAUGUGUAUCCACCAACUCAACCUGCUUGCAGCCAGCAACAAUCUUCCCAUAACAAAUUUUUUGGGCAAGCAACAUCCAAUUGAAGCACAUCAUCUCAGCAGUAUUUGUGACAUUAUGGAAAAAGCUAUGGUGAAUGGAGAUACUUGUAUAAUACGCUGCAUCCUUGUUGUCUUUCAGGUGGUUUUUAAAUUUUUCUUCAGCCCCCAAACCGAAAGAAACAGAGAUAUUGUUAGAAGGUCUGGCCUGUUACUUUGGCAGUUACUGAUGGCACCAAGGGAUCAGAUUUGCUCUGAAAUUCAGAAGGAGGUUUGUCUAGCUAUUAGCUCUGGUUUAAAUAUCCUGUAUCCUGGAGAAGCAGAAAUCAAUAAUUUAUUGAAAUUGGUCUUAACUGAAGGAGAGAGAAAUAGUGGUCUCUCUCAACUUCGUGAUGUUAUCCUGACUAAUCUGGCUGAACAGCUUCAGAACAACAGAUUUGGAAGUGAAGAUGAUGAUCAUUAUAGACUAAAUGAUGAGCUGUUGCACUACAUUCUCAAGAUUGUUGUCCGAGAAUCUUGUGUCUUAAUCACCAAGUGCCAAACUGUAUCUAAAGAUGAUUUUCAAAGGCUUCUUUCAACUGUGCCUGCUGCGUCUUCGUGUUUGCGGUAUCUGAUGGCUGUACAGAACCACCUCCUCAGUAACACUAUUUUGAUUAAACCUGAUGAAAAUGAUGACAGUGACAGCUCCUUGCAGGGAGAGACAUUGAAGGAGCUAAAGACCAGCAUUUUGUCUCUUGCUACACAAAUUCUGACAGGAUGUGAUGAAGUCUUAGAAAUGCUGCAACAAGUCACUACAGCACUAAUAAACAGUGACAUUUCUGAUAGAGAGCAAAGAUUAAAAGGCCUGGAACAAAUUACGAAGGCUACUAUGCUUGGUCAUCUGCUUCCCGUCCUACUGACAUCUCUGAUGCAUCCAAAUUUGCAAACUCUAACUAUGGCUGAUGCCUUGAUGCCUCAGCUGGUGCAGCUGGUUCUUUACACAAGUCAGACUGCACUGCUGCUUAAAACUCAGUCUCCAGUUUUCUCAGAACUGAACAGCUCCCCCAGUGGUGCAUCAGAACAGAAGGGGAAGCUGUUACCUGACGAGAGAAUGCUGGAAGAGAAAGAAGAACCAGGUUUUCUUACGGGUUUGAAGAUCCCGGCUCCCUGGGCUGCUGGGAAGACUGUGGAAACAGUUCAUCCCGUCAGGGAUAACUAUAAAUUUAAAGAAACUGUACAUAUUCCAGGAGCCCGCUGUUUAUAUCUUAGAUUUGACAACAGAUGUUCUUCACAAUAUGAUUACGAUAAGUUGGUGAUCUAUGCUGGUCCUAACACAAACAGUAGGAAGGUUGCUGAGUAUGGAGGCAAUACACUGGGAUAUGGCAGCCGUAGUGUCUUAGGAACUGGUUGGCCGAAAGACUUAGUAAAGGUGGAAGGAGAUACAGUCACCUUCUCCUUUGAAAUGCGGAGUGGUCGUGAGCACAACACUCCAGACAAAGCUAUGUGGGGCUUUGCUUGCACUGUUCGAGCACAGGAGUCUUCAGAGGAUGUGUCAGGAGGCUUGCCAUUCUUGGUUGACCUGGCACUUGGCCUUUCUGUAUUAGCUUGUUCUAUGCUGCGAAUAUUAUACAAUGGACCAGAAAUUACCAAAGAUGAAGAAACAUGUCAAGAGCUCUUAAGAUCUAAAUUAUUACAAAGGUGCCAGUGGCAGGUGGAAGCUAAUGGUGUAAUAUCUCCAGCCCUUACACCAAGUCCUUCUCCAUUGCCUCUUACUAUAGAUGAAGAUAGAGAAUUUACAUAUCCUUCUGAUGUUCUAGUGCCUCCCGUUGGACACUAUUUUGAUCUGCCUAGAAUUAGGCUGCCUCCAGGAAUCAUGAUAAAGCUCAGGGAAAUUUCUGGACGUGCUCGGCCUCAGUUUAGACCUAGUAUAAAGGAAGUGAUUCAGCCAGAAGUAAUGGAGGAAAUGGUAGUUUCAUGUGUGAUUAAACAUUUGAAUUUGGUUGAUGCACUCCAGUCCCUGAUAAAUUUCCAGUAUCAGGAAGAACAUGCUGAAGAAUAUGAUUUACUUUGUAAAAUUAUGGGAGAGACCUUUAAGAAGCUAAAUGCCAUGGAGAGACAAUUGCAGAGUGUGGCUGAGCUGGAGCAGAAAUGGCAGAAUGAGGUAGAUGACGCCAUGCAUGGGAAGCUGGAGAACAAUGUCCCAUUCUUUUACGAUUACCACUUCAAUGAGAGCAAGAUGAAAGAACUAGAACUUCUGUGUUCAAUGAAAGAAGUUUCUUUUGAUGGAAGCGAUCUUGAGAAUGUGGUCCUGGCAUUAAGGGAGAAGUUUUUUCAAGAGGUGAAUUCACUGAUACAGAAGACUUCGCAUCCCCUAGCAAAAACGAAAACAUUAGUUAAGAGCUUGAUGAACAGAGCAGAGCUAUUACUACAUGUCACUAUUGCAGCACAGUCUGGUAUCACAAGAAGUAUAUCUGGUACCCCUGCAGAGACUCCAGCCUGUAAAUCGGCAUCUGAAACAAAAGUGAUAUCUCAUGCAGUCCGCCAGCCUGUCUUCCUUCGCAGCAUGUCAGCACCAUCUGACUUAGAAAUGAUUGGUAACGAAGAUACCGAGUUUGCUAGAUCAAGUCAAAGGCGACGCCAUGUUACCAGCCAUAGAAGUAGCUCUUUCACUCUUCUCCAGUCACUGACUAUUGAGGAUAGCAGAGAUAAACCCACGUACAGUGUCUUACUGGGGCAACUGUUUGCUUUCAUUGGAACGAAUCCUGACCAAGCGGUGUCCAGCAGCAGUUUUCUGCUAGCUGCUCAGACAAGGUGGCGUCGUGGGAAUACAAGGAAGCAAGCCCUAGUGCAUAUGAGAGAGUUGCUGACGGCAGCUGUUCGGGUUGGUGGUGUGACACAUCUUGUAGGCCCAGUGACCAUGGUACUUCAGGGAGGACCAAGAAUUGAAGAGCUCACGUGUGGCGGGAUGGUGGAACAAGUCCAGGAAGCUUUUGGAGAGACUAUGACGUCUGUGGUCUCGCUAUGUGCUCGCUACCCCAUUGCUUGUGCAAAUAGCAUUGGCCUCUUAUGCACUAUACCUUACACAAGGAGUGAAGAGAAGUGUUUGGUACGUAGUGGCCUGGUACAACUCAUGGACCGGCUUUGCAGUUUAAGCAGCCAGACAGAAUCCAGUUCGAAUGAAAAACAGACUAAGAAGCAGAAGGUGGCCACCAUGGCUUGGGCUGCCUUCCAGGUGCUAGCCAAUCGGUGUGUCGAAUGGGAGAAAGAAGAAGGUGGUUCAACAGAGGCUGUUCACUCUGGUCUGGCUCGUCAGGUCUCCAGCCUCCUUACCAACCACCUCGCACGAGCUACAGAGUGUUGUGGUAAUCAGGCUGCAGGAAAUGAUGCGCUGCAAGAUGUUCUCAGUCUUCUUAAUGACCUGUCAAGGAGUCACAUAGGUAAAGCAAUCCUGAGCCAGCCAGCCUGUGUGUCCAAGCUUCUGUCUCUUCUCUUGGAUCAGCGUCCUUCGCCAAAGUUGGUCCUUAUAAUCCUCCAGUUGUGUCGUGCUGCACUGCCUCUCAUGAGCGUUGAGGACUGUGGAAAUGUGGAAUUGCCUCCCUGGAGUUACUCUGUACCCUCUCUGAACAGUGAACAGGAUGAUCCCAGUGACCCAGCCUCCAAGAUUGCCUCUCUGCUGUUGGCAAAGCUGGCAGAUUAUGUAGUACCAGGAUGCCAGACGGUUCUUUCUCCAACUGCCUCUGAGCCAGAUACUACUUUGGCAAAAGCCAGCCCUAAAAAUUCCAUAAAAGGCGAUAAAGAUCCUGGAGAAGAAAGCGAGGCAGUGGAUGGUAAACUUUCUAUUUUUAUUCAUAAACGGGAAGACCAGUCAUCCCAUGAAGUCCUUCAGCCAUUACUAAGUAGCUCAGAAGGUCGUCCAUUCCGACUAGGAACUGGAGCCAAUAUGGAGAAAGUGGUGAAAAUGGAUCGAGACAUGACAAAAAGUGGCUGCUGUGAAGUUAUUACAGAAGAAGCUGCUGCAGCUCUUCGAAAGGCAACUAAGUGGGCACAGUCUGGUCUAAUAGUUAGUGUUGGGCCACCCAUAGAAACCGUCAAUCCAGAAGCUACUAGUGGGUUGUCCACUGGGGACAAAAAGAAGACCGCACAAACAUCUAUUUGCAGAGAGAGGAAUUCUGAGCUCGCCAGGACGGAUCCUGUGAGGCCAUUCAUUAGUGGUCAUGUUGCAAACAGCAUGGCAGCAGAGGUGAUCGCUUUGUUACAUAGCUUGUUGAUGGCACCAGAAUCAAAUGCAGCUCAGAUAUGGACAACAACUGCUGAAAAAGUUCUGUCUCGGGCUCUGAUGUACAUUCCACAACUCGGGAAAUAUGCAGAGAGUAUUUUGGAGAAUGGGAGCAGCAGUGGAAGGAAACUUGCUAAACUUCAAAGAAUUGCUCGGCAGGCAGUAGCUGCCCUUUGUGCUCUGGGUGGCUUUAAGGAAACGAUUAAAAUAGGUUCUGAAGUUCAGGUUUUAGGUAAAGGAAUAGCAGGAAGCGUUGGAGUUGUGGCAUCUAUUAAUGAACAAGAAGGUAUAGCAACGGUCAAAUUUCCACCUACCAGUAUAGACAGUAGAAAGACCUCACAAGCAUCAGACACAUUAACUAUUCCAUUAUCUAGGCUCUGUGUGCCAAGAUCUGAGGCAUUGCCUCUUCAUAAACUGUCCAUUACUGAGAAGGUAGUACAGGCAGUCCAGUCCAUGUUGCUUCCUCAGGAGGGAAGUCUAUCUAUUCACACCUCACUUCCUGCAACAGGAGAUGGCUCAACUCCAGUAAUGGCAGUGGUCCGGCUUCUUGCUGAAAUAAGAACCAGAGCAUGCCUGGUGAUGGCUCAGCUGUUAGAAGACAGCUCAUUCUGUGAAGAAUUCAUUCAACAAUGUCCAGCUGCGGUAGAAGUUCUUAAUUUGGUGGCGCAGGAGUGCAGCCCUGGGGAGAGGCUCCUUGUUGUAGAAAUGCAGUGUGAAAGGUUACGAAUGUUGUAUCGGGACUGUGCUCGACCUCCCCCUCCUCCACUCCAAGCAGACAGAAGACAGCCCAAAGAAAUCACUUGGAGCCCAUCAAGAGUGUUUCCCCCUGUACGAGCAUGCAUGUUUUCAUCGCAUCUCACAGCUGUGACCUUUUUGGCUGAUCCUAGUGCAGGUGGAGGACUACCUCGGGGCACAUUUAUCUAUGCCACUUCACCAGUUCCAGUACAGGCACCAUCAUUCUACUGGGAGAUUGAAAUAGUUUCCUAUGGAGAUACAGAUGAUGACACUGGACCAAUAGUUUCAUUUGGAUUUGCUACAGAAGCUGAAAAACGGGAUGGUGCUUGGACAAACCCAGUGGGCACCUGUCUUUUUCACAACAAUGGGCGAGCAGUGCAUUACAAUGGCUCCAGCUUGCUGCAGUGGAAGAGUGUUAGAUUGGAUGUGACUCUUUCUCCCGGUGAUGUAGCAGGAAUUGGAUGGGAAAGAACAGAAGGAACACCACCCCCUCCAGGGCAGCCAGCCAAAGGCAGAGUUUAUUUUACGUAUUGUGGGCAGCGACUUGGGCCAUAUCUAGAAGAUGUCUCCGGUGGAAUGUGGCCAGUUGUCCACAUUCAGAAAAAGAACACGAAAGUCCGUGCUAACUUUGGAUCUCGUCAAUUUGCCUAUGCUGAAGGACAGGCUCACAGGAAUGCUGCUGAUCUGUGUAUUGACCUAGCUGAAGAAAUAAGUGCCAACUUUGAAGCGUUGCCUUUUGCCAUGGCUUCUGAUAGUGAUAACGAUGCUGGCACCAGCAUAGCUUCUGAUCCUGGGACCCAUGGACCUCCUUGUAGAAUUGCUGCUGUUGCUACGGCUCAACAACAAUAUGACAGUGACACAUCUUGCCACUAUAAAAUGGAACUAAGCUAUGAGAACUUUAUCACAUCGGGCCCUGAUCCUCAUCCCCCUCCUAUUGCAGAUGAUGAAAGUGAUGAUGAUGAUGACGAUGAUAUUCCCCGGGAGGAUCACUAUGCCCUGUUGGUUAAAGCCUGGGAAACUAAAGUUUUCCCUACAAUUAGAAGAAGAUUCCGUAAUGAGGCUGAGAGGAAGUCUGGGUUGGAUCAGAUUAAAGGAGCUUUACAGUUAGGAAUGGUUGAUAUAGCACGACAAACUGUAGAAUUCCUCUACGAGGAAAAUGGUGGAAUCCCAAGAGACCUCUACCUUCCUACUAUUGAGGAUAUCAAAGAUGAAGCAAACAAAUUUACAAUUGAUAAAGUACGAAAAGGUCUCACAGUGGUGACCCGCUCUCCUGACAGUAACAAUGUUACCAGUAGUGCUGUUGGAACAGCUUUACCCAAGUUUGCUAUUCGUGGGAUGCUGAAGACAUUCGGUCUUCAUGGUGUUGUUCUGGAUGUUGAUUCAGUAAAUGAAUUGGUACAAGUAGAGACGUAUCUCAGAAGUGAAGGAGUUCUGGUAAGAUACUGGUAUCCUAUUGACAUGUUAGAAAGGCCACCUGCUGGUUAUAGGAGGACUGCAACAAAUGGAUUGGUUACCCUGGAUAAUACCAAUAUCCAAAUUCACAGAGAGCUUUUGCGAAGUGAAGCUUCUCUGGCCAAGCUAUACUGCCGCAUGGCUCUCCUCAAUAUUUUUGCCCCCAAAUCUCCACAUAUGUUUACUCGGCUGUUUCAUAUUCCUGCUAUCCGUGAUAUCACUCUGGAGCACCUGCAGUUGCUAUCCAACCAACUUCUUGCACCACCUCUUCCUGAUGGAACAAUCAGUUCAAGUUCUAUUCUUUUGGCCCAGUCCCUGCAACACUGCAUCCAUUCCCAGAACUGUGCUGCCACAGACCUCUUCUACCAGGGCAAUUCGCAAGCCAUCAGAGAGUGGCUUACUGUUGCCAUUACUCGGACACUGCAUCAAGGAGAGGAGAGUCUGUUAGACCUCACUAAACAGAUCUGCUCCUUUUUGCAGACGGCACCAGAACAGUUUCCUGCCGAAGAAUUCCCAAUUUCAGAAUCCAAAGUCAAUAUGGAUGUUAAUUUUCCUGGGGCUGCAUUUGUAAUUGUGUCCUGUAAGGAAAGUCAGUCUGGAUUCCGCAAAGAUUCAUCUCUGUAUAAAGCUCCUUGGGCUCGAGUGCUUGUCUACGGGCUCGGGCAUAAAGUCAAAAGGAAUGGUCAGUUAAACCUAAUUGAAGCAGUAUGCUAUCCUCGAGAUGCCUCUCCAACAAACACAGGCCUAACACCUCCCCCAACAACCAAUCAGUACCCUUCAGUGAUCACCCCUACGGACAAGGUCCACAUCAAACUAGGAGUAUCUCCUCCUCCUGGAGCUGUGUUGGUCUUGCAUUCUCUUCCCCUUGAAUUCCCCCUGGCAAUGGCAUUCACAGAACAGCUAUUAACUUGGAAAUUGGAAGAUGGGGAUGGAAGAUCAGAAGACGAACUGGAUACUAUUCCUGCUUCAGUUCUCUUACAAGUAGUGGAAUUUUUAGGGAACUUCCUCUGGACAACUGACAUGGCAGCAUGUGUGAAGGAAUUAAUAUUUCAUCUCUUGGCUGAGUUGCUUCGCAAAAUUCACAACCUGGAGCAGAAAAAAAAUCCGGCAGGAUUGUCAUCUUCUAUUGCCCUUCAGCUAAAUCCCUGUCUAGCUAUGCUGAUGGCCCUGCAGUCAGAACUUCACAAGUUGUAUGAUGAAGAAACACAAAACUGGGUGUCUGGAAAUGCGUGUGGUGGUUCUGGUGUUGGAGUGGCUGACCAAGGAAGAUUUUCAACAUACUUUCAUGCUCUGAUGGAAGUCUGCCUUGCUGUGGCAGAAGUAACCUUACCUAUCAAUAUGAGUGUAACAGCUAAUGUGAUGUCCUCAACAAGUGCACCAAAUCUUAGUGACUCUUCCUCCUCAUCUUCAUCUUCUCCAGGACAGACACCACAGAGUCCAAGCUUGCUGUCAAAGAGGAAAAAAGUCAAAAUGAAGCGGGAAAAGACAUCAUCUUCAGGCAAACGGUCUUCAUCCAGAGCAGCUGAAACAGAUGCUGCAAUCCUCAGUAUAGGAGGAAGCAAGCCCGAGGACAUGUUAUGGUUUCAUAGGGCACUGACUCUGCUUAUAAUUCUCAGACACCUAACUAAAAAGGAUCCACAAGGAUUGGGUGUGACAAAUGAUGCUGUAGCAGAUGCAUGUCAAGCACUAGUAGGCCCCACAGCUCAUAGCCGCUUGCUUGUCAUUUCUGGAAUACCAACUCACUUGGAGGAGAGUACUGUGAGAAGUGCAAUCAGAAAGGCAUGUAAUGCACAUGGUGGAGUCUUCAAAGAUGAGAUCUACAUCCCUUUGCAGGAAGAGGAUCCAAAAAAAAUCAAGGACAAAGCAGAGGGAGGAGAAUGCAGAACUGAACUGGAAAAACCAACUGUUUCAAGUAGUGCAGACAGUUUGGAUAUCAGCAGCUCUAGCAGUGUCACACCUGCCAUGAGCGUUAGCGCUUCAGCGUCUACAAGCCAGGCUUCCCUCUGCAGCUCUCAGGGUAUAUCUCGGACCGUUAGUGAUAUCUCAGUUGACCAGUUUCAAGCUGGACUGGAACUGGCCAUCCCACCAGGAUUGCUAGAACCGCAUGUUGUUUCCAGCCAGGAGAGUUUGGAUCUUUCACACUGCAGUACUGGAAGCCUUGGCAGCCUUGGCAGCCUCGGGGAACCUCUUGACAAUGUAGAAACAGCAUCUGUGUCUGAUGUUGGAUCAAUGUACACAGUCACAUCUCUGGACAACCAGCCACUUCUGUCACGGCCAAUCAAAGGUUUUGCUGUAGUGGAGAUAAGGUCAAGAGCUAAAAUAGAGAAAAUACGAGCCAGUCUAUUUAAUAGUAGUGAUCUCAUUGGUUUGUCAAGUCUGGAUGGUGAAGAUGAACUGAUGGAAAUGUCAACUGAAGAGAUUUUAACAGUUUCUACUGUAAAUCAGAGUUUAUUUGACACACAAGGGAGCCCAGCACUAGAAGAUUAUUUCAAUGAUAAGUCAAUAAAAGGUGAGAAACUGGUCCCUGGUGCUCGGGAAGUCCUCACAGAAAUAUUUAAAAGCUGCAUCCAUUCUGAGCAAAUGCUGAGCCUAACUCCAGCGAAACCCAUUAAGGUUGCUGAUAUCUAUCUUAGUAAAGAACAGAUAAAUUCUCAGACUCCUGGAAACCUUCUUCAUGUGUUCUUCACAAAUGUCCGCCCUCCAAAGAAGGUGCUAGAGGACCAGCUUACUCAGAUUUUAAGGAAAUAUGGUGUGCCCAAGCCGAAAUUUGACAAGAGCAAGUACAACAAGGCAGGCAAAGAACAGCAUCCAGUGAAAGUUGUGAGCACCAAGCGCCCAGUUACUAAACCACCUACAAAGGAAAAGUCUAUGCUCAAUAGUGUCAGCCGAACAGCCUUAAGUGAGAAGAAACCUACCGUAAAGCCAAAGUCUCCUGAGAAGAGCAAACCUGAAGAGAAGGACCCUGAAAAAUCUCCCACAAAGAAACAGGAAGUUCCUGAGGAAAAGUAUUUGACGCUGGAUGGAUUUCACAGAUUUGUGGUUGACCGGUCUAAACAGGAUAUCCGUAGUGUGUGGCGAGCUAUUCUGUCCUGUGGAUAUGAUCUGCAUUUUGAAAGGUGUGCCUGCAUUGAUGCCAGACACGCUCAAAAAGCGUCCCGGAAAUGGACACUGGAAAUGGAUGUAGCCCUUGUCCAGUACAUUAACAGGCUUUGUCGUCACCUUGCAAUUACACCAGCACGACUCCAUCCUCAUGAAGUUUAUUUGGAUCCAGCUGAUGCAGCAGAUCCCAGAAUUUCCUGUCUUUUGAAUGUUCCCAUUGAAAGUCUACGCCUACGGUUUGCACUGCUCCAGUCUCUCAAUACAACGUUGGAGACAUUCUUCUUGCCGUUGGUGGAGCUUCGGCAGACUGAGAUGUACGCUAAUAGUAUUGCUGCGUUACUGCAAGAGGCCAAAGGCUUAAUCUUUUAUGACACAAAGGUAACUGUAAUGAACAGAGUGCUGAAUGCCACUGUCCAAAGAACUGCUGAUCACGCAGCCCCAGAAAUCACCCUGGAUCCCUUGGAAAUAGUUGGAGGGGAGAUCCGUUCUUCAGAAAAUUCCUAUUUCUGUCAGGCAGCAAGACAGCUAGCCUGUGUGCCAUCCUCACAGCUCUGUGUUAAACUUGCCAGUGGUGGAGACCCUACGUAUGCUUUCAACAUUCGGUUCACAGGGGAGGAGGUUCAUGGAACAAGUGGAUCUUUCCGUCACUUCCUUUGGCAAGUUUGUAAAGAGUUACAGAGCUCCUCGCUCUCCCUUCUCCUGCUGUGCCCAAGCUCUGCAGUCAAUAAGAAUAAGGGGAAGUACAUUUUGACGCCUAGCCCUAUAACCUACGCGGAGGAGCAGUUAUUCCAUUUCUUUGGGCAGCUCUUGGGUAUUGCAAUUCGAGCAGAUGUUCCUCUGCCACUUGACCUCCUGCCCUCCUUCUGGAAGACCCUGGUAGGAGAGCCACUGGAUCCUGACGUUGAUCUCCAGGAAGCUGACAUCCUCACCUACAACUACGUCAAAAAAUUUGAAAACAUCAACGAUGAGACAGAACUGGAAGCUCUGUGUGCAGAAAUUGCUUCUCAGCAUCUGGCAACAGAGAGCCCUGACUGUCCUAACAAGCCGUGCUGCAAAUUCACCUACCUGACCAUGACGGGGGAAGAAGUGGAGCUUUGUCCCAGAGGCAGGCACAUUCCAGUGGGGUGGGAGAACAAGGAUGUGUAUGCCACAGCAAUCCGGAGCUUGAGGAUGCGGGAGCUGCAGACUCCGGAGUGCAUGACCGCAGUGCGUGCUGGGCUGGGGUCUAUCAUUCCCCUGCAGCUUCUGACUACGCUGACCCCUCUAGAGAUGGAGCUGAGGACAUGUGGGCUUCCGUACAUUAACCUGGAGUUUCUCAAGGCACACACCAUGUACCAGGUGGGCUUGAUGGAAACCGAUCAGCACAUCGAGUUUUUCUGGAGCGCGUUAGAGAUGUUCACUCAGGAGGAGCUCUGCAAGUUCAUAAAGUUUGCCUGUAACCAGGAACGAAUCCCCUUCACCUGUCCUUGCAAAGACGGAGGCCCCGAUACUGCCCACGUCCCGCCGUACCCCAUGAAAAUAGCCCCCCCCGACGGAGCUGCAGGUUCUCCAGACUCCCGGUACAUCCGUGUCGAAACGUGCAUGUUCAUGAUCAAACUUCCUCAGUACUCCUCGCUGGACAUAAUGCUGGAAAAGCUCCGGUACGCCAUACACUACCGGGAGGAUCCGCUCAGCGGCUGAGUGGGAGAAGGGCAUGCCUAGAGGUGACUGUUCGGGUUGUUUCACGGCUCUGCUAACGUUGGAAACCCUUCGAUUCACAUAAAAAUACCUCCUGUAACACUGUGUGACGAGCUGGAGGUUGAUUUAUUUUCUGACCUUUUGUUCCCGUUACAAUAAUUACUGGAAGACUUACAUUUUGUAUUUGUAGACUUUGUGGUGGACUGGUUAUUUUGCUGCCUUGUUUGUGGAAUAUUUGUAGGAUAGUUUAGUAAAGACCAGUUUGUGUAUAAUUUAAUUUUGAAAAACCUUUAAACAUGUACAUUUCUAAUUUUGUAAUUUAGAAUGAUAUUACCCAUGCAGACACAACAAAAGUGAGGGCGUGCUGAG